AUGAACGACCGAUUAUCCUAUCAGGAUAUCCAAACUGUUGCGAGCAAAGAAGGGUCGGAUGCACCAUCAGGACCAGCGGUUGAUUUAUUUUCGUAUUUCGGAAUAAUUUGUGAAAACAGAACAUGGUACGCAACGAAGUAUCCGGUCGGAAUUGAAUAUUUGGAUGAAGAAAAAAAAUAUCAAUACUUUGGGGGUCCAGAAGAGUUCAAUGGAAAGAAAUCCCAAAUAAUUCGCUUGUCGUGCAGACCAUCGGAAUGA
Caenorhabditis remanei is the source of this 258-nucleotide messenger RNA. RefSeq lists its product as uncharacterized. The transcript has 2 exons. The coding region runs from base 1 to 258 and encodes 85 amino acids. The record is from RefSeq and is a predicted model, not a curated record. Lineage: Eukaryota; Metazoa; Nematoda; Chromadorea; Rhabditida; Rhabditidae.